This is a messenger RNA of Racocetra persica, 366 nucleotides long. NCBI's taxonomy places the organism in Eukaryota, Fungi, Glomeromycota, Glomeromycetes, Diversisporales, Gigasporaceae. The record is from the annotation of a GenBank genome assembly.
GAUUAUCUAGAUUUAUAUAAAGCAAUUCAAGAUUAUAAAUGUCCAGAUAAUCCUACACAUACCGGUAAUAGUCGAAUUAACUUUUUCAAAGAAGAUCAUGUAAUUGUAUGUAGAUCUCUGGACAGUAAAAAAUGUUGUAAAAUAGAAGAAUAUGCAAACGCAGACAAAGAAUUUAAAUUUCAUUAUUGCGAAAAAGAUGAAAUUAUUAAGCAUAUUAUAGAAUAUUUUUCUUAUCAAUAUGCGAUAUCUAAAGAAAUGAAUGUAGGAGUAACUAAUUCAUUUGCAAAAUUUAUGAUAAAUAAUGUGAAAAAAAUUACAUCAUUUGAUGAUUAUUGUAAAAAGUUUGCUACUUCAUUUUUAAUGUAA